Zerene cesonia (dogface butterfly) is the source of this 778-nucleotide messenger RNA. RefSeq names its product single-stranded DNA-binding protein, mitochondrial (gene mtSSB). The transcript has 3 exons. The record is from RefSeq and is a predicted model, not a curated record. Gene Ontology annotation, biological process: mitochondrial DNA replication; positive regulation of helicase activity. Lineage: Eukaryota; Metazoa; Arthropoda; Insecta; Lepidoptera; Pieridae. Gene Ontology annotation, cellular component: mitochondrial nucleoid. The coding region runs from base 260 to 703 and encodes 147 amino acids. Gene Ontology annotation, molecular function: single-stranded DNA binding.
UUCUUUCAUGUGUCAAUCAAGUCACAAUUGUAAAUUGUAAACUAAAAGGCGCCAAUUUUGCUAAAUUGUUACUUGUCUGUUUUUUAUAGGAAGAAUUUGGUUUUAUUUUUAGACCGUACAUAGUUAAUUUAGACAAUCAUUUACUUUACUCUUAUUAAAUCUUAUAAAAUUCAAAGAGAUAUUCCUAGCAAUUAACAAUUCUAUCACACGAAUAUCUUUAUGAUCGUUUCUGUUUAGUUAUAUCCUAAUUAAAAUCAGAAUGCAGAAUCUAGUAUCUCGUAUAGUUAUAAAUUCGGUCCGGCCAACACUAAUAAAAAGUUGUUUACACACAACAUCUACUCAUUGUGAUUCGCAAACUACUGAAAAAACCAUAAAUCAAGUGACUCUAUUGGGAAGGGUUGGAGCUGAUCCACAAAAGCGAGGAUCAGAAGAACAUCCAGUUAUAAAUUUUCCUCUUGCAACUCACUUCAGUUACAAAUAUGAAUCUGGAGAUAUAUUGCAGAGAACCGAUUGGCACAGGAUAAGUGUUUUUAGACCUGGUCUUAGAGACACAGUAUAUAAAUACCUUAAAAAAGGUCAAAGAGUCUAUGUGACUGGAAAAUUGUCUUAUGGAGAAGUUAAAUUAGAUGAUGGGCAGGUUAGAACAGCUUCUACUGUUAUUGCUGAUGAUAUAAUUUUCUUCCAAAGUCAACAAGAGAAAUAGAUUUGUAUGGUCAUAUAGUUUGUAAGCAUAGUUUGUGUAGAUUCCAUCAAUUAAAGUUACUAAGUGUAUAUUGUA